CUUCAAUCAUCCCCUUUCUCUAUAUGCUUUUACCAUUUUCGAGAAAUUGACACACACUCCAAGCUGGAAAACCAGUGGAUUAAUGCGAAAAUGCAUUUGGGUUAACUACUUCCUAGAAUUGGGGAAAGAUAGAUGGUCAAAUCACAAGUGUCUUGCUGCAUCAGCUGAUCGAUUUUAAUCGAAUUUUGUUUGACGAAGGUGUUUUCAUCAAGUGGGUUGGAGCUGUUAUAGAACAAAGAGAGGUUUUGAAGGCUGUGAAUGAAUUUUGAGAGAAUUAUUGGUGGUAGUACUUUUGGAUCUUGACUCAAAGAUGCCACUCUCAGAGUUCUAUAGAUCUGUUAAUGGAAAGAAUGAAUCCCCUCAGCAAAAAGCAAGUGAUAUUUCAUAUAUUCCAAACGAUGAGUUUGUGGAGUUGAUAUGGGAAAAGGGUCAGAUUAUGAUGCAGGGUCAGUCUAGCAAGACUAGAAAGACACCAGUUUCUAGUAAUUUUCAAUUCCAUACACCAAAAUUUCAAGAAAAGGAAGGUUUGUUGGAUGUAGCCUUGCCGGGUACUUGUGUCGAAAUGGGAUUGAAUCAAGAUGAUGAUAUGGUGCCUUGGUUGAAUUAUCCCCUUGAUGACUACUGUUCUGAUCUCUUACCUGAAAUAUCUGGUGUUACAGUAAGCGAACCACCACCCCCUGUGAAUAUCGGAUUCAAUGUAAUUGAUAAGAGAGGUUGUUGUAAUAAAGAUUCACAUGUGAAUACACAUAACAUUUCUUUGCGUCAUGGUGUCGGUUUAGACCAAUCAAAUGCAUCUAGAAUCUCCUCUUCUUCAAGAACCAGCCACUUGUUUUCGUGGUCGCUUGAUCAAGUGCAUAUUCCAGAUCCUUGUGUCAGAUCAGGAGUUUCAGACAUAGGUAGCAGUAAAUGUAGAAAUAAACCCCAUAAUGUUAUUCAUAGAGAUCCAGUACAAAUUCAAGGUUCAUCGGGCAGACCUGAAAAAUUGGUGCAGAAACAAGAUUCUCUACCGCCUUCUUCCACAUCUGGCUUGUUGAAUUUUUCUCAUUUCUCAAGACCAGCUGCUAUGGCUAGAGCGAAUCUUCUUCAGAACAGCGGCUUACUGGCUGAUUCCGCUUCAUGUGGUUUGGAUAUAAUGAAGAACAAUGAACACCAUGCUAGUUUGGAUCAUGGACCACAAAAAGAAAUUGGGGUCCCAAGUCAACCUAGUUUGGAUUCAGCUAAAGUAGCUUCAAACCCUUUUGCAAGUAAGCCAUUAGAAGAGCCACAUUGUGUUGAAAAGUCUUGCCCUGAUCACAAGGAAGAUGCAACAACCGGUAAUGAAAAGUCCCCCAAUGUGGUUCUUGAUUCAAAUCCACCUAAAGGAGGCCCAGAAACUGAAAAGAGCAUUGAGCCAGUUGGUGCUUCCUCUUCUGUUUGCUCGGGGAAUAGUGCCGAGAGAGCUUCCAAUGAUUUGACGAAAAAUUCUAAAAGAAAAUCUAUUGAUACAGAGGAUUAUGAGUGCCAGAGUCAGGACAUUGAGGAAGAGUCUUUGGGCACCAAAACAGCGGCUACUUCUCGAGGAGGUUCAGGUUCCAAGAGAAGUCGAGCUGCUGAAGUUCAUAAUUUGUCUGAAAGGAGGCGAAGGGAUCGGAUAAAUGAAAAGAUGCGUGCACUGCAAGAACUCAUACCAAAUUGCAACAAGGUGGAUAAAGCAUCGAUGCUUGAUGAGGCAAUCGAGUAUUUGAAGACACUUCAACUUCAAGUACAGAUUAUGUCAAUGGGAACUGGAUUAUGUAUGCCAUCAAUGAUGUUCCCAACCGGAAUGCAACAUAUGCAUCCGGCUCAUUUCUCCCCCAUGGGAAUUGGUAUGGGAAUGGGAAUGGGAAUGGGUUAUGGAAUGGGAAUGGCGGAGAUGAACGGUGGACCUCCACAUAUGUUUCCAUUCCCUCCAACUACACUUGGGUCGCGACACCCUGUUCCUUCACCGCCUGUUUCUGGACUCGGUAGUUGUCAAGGGAUUCCUAGAUCUAGCUUUCAGGUAUAUGGGCAAGGAAUGCCGAUGUUAAUCUCUCAACCACCUAUGCCAGGAUUUCCUAUGAAUCCUGCUGUACGACAGACGAGGGCACAAGUGGAAAUUCCACAUCUAGCUUCAACCUCAAAGGAUAAGAACCCACAAACAUCUAGUCAGACUUCAGAGGACAAGAAAGAUCCAGUUCAAGAAGCCGGAUGUAGCACAGCUGGUGUUGAUUGAAGGGAUGAUAACAAAGAAUCGGAAAGGGAAAAGCUGUGUUGACUCGAGUUGGGCAUCAUGUCAUCGAACGACUAUUUUGGAACUAUUAACAUCCGUCUAUGAUCUGCUCAAAGCAUCGGGAUGACAGAGUAUCUUGUUCGAUUGUGAAUCAUCCCAUAAUAGUGACUGUUUGGUGUCAAUAGAGUUAGUUGAACAAACUAUUUAUGUGAUAACAAUCUUCAAAAUUAGUUAUUAAACAAUAAUUCUAUUUUUCA
This is a messenger RNA of Cynara cardunculus var. scolymus (artichoke), 2484 nucleotides long. RefSeq names its product transcription factor PIF3-like. The coding region runs from base 311 to 2230 and encodes 639 amino acids. The record is from RefSeq and is a predicted model, not a curated record. Gene Ontology annotation, molecular function: protein dimerization activity; DNA-binding transcription factor activity. NCBI's taxonomy places the organism in Eukaryota, Viridiplantae, Streptophyta, Magnoliopsida, Asterales, Asteraceae. Gene Ontology annotation, biological process: regulation of DNA-templated transcription. The transcript is spliced from 9 exons.